This is a messenger RNA of Lasiodiplodia theobromae, 1314 nucleotides long. RefSeq names its product Monooxygenase FAD-binding protein. Gene Ontology annotation, molecular function: FAD binding. The transcript is spliced from 4 exons. Lineage: Eukaryota; Fungi; Ascomycota; Dothideomycetes; Botryosphaeriales; Botryosphaeriaceae. The coding region runs from base 1 to 1314 and encodes 437 amino acids. The record is from RefSeq and is a predicted model, not a curated record.
AUGGCUAUCACCUCCGUCAUCGUCGUCGGUGCCGGCCCCUCUGGCCUCCUCCUCGCCCUCCUCCUCGCCCGCGCCAACAUCCCCGUCACCGUGCUCGAGCAAAACCACGCCCUCGACCCGUCCCCCCGCGCAACCCACUUCGCCCCGCCGGCCGUCUACGAGCUGCGCCGGGCCGGCGUCGCGGACCAGCUGCGCGCCGAGGGCUUCACGCCCAAGACCGUGUGCUGGCGCAAGCCCGACGGCACGUACAUCGCCGGAUUGGACGGCAGCGUGCAAGAUGGCCAGCCGGACCGCAUGAUCUGCUUGUCGCUGGAACGCGUCGGGCAGGUUCUGUACGAGAACCUUGUGAAACAGCCGUGUGCGGAGGUGAAGUAUGGGCAUAAGGUGCUGGCGCUCGGGCAGGAUGAGGGGAGGGCGUGGGUGGAGGUGCAGGUUGAGGGGGAGGGUGGGGAGGGGGGGACGAAGAAGAGGAUGGAGGCGGAUUAUAUUGUUGGGUGUGAUGGGGCGAAUAGCCAGAUUCGAAGGAGCUUGUUUGGAGAUCUGAAUUUUCCGGGAAGGACGUGGGAUGAGCAGAUUGUGGCGACGAACACUUACUACGACUUCGACCAGUUCGGCUGGGAAGACUCGAACUUCAUUGUCCAUCCAGAGGACUACUACAUGGCCGCCCGCAUCUCCAAGGACGGCAUGUGGCGUGUCACCUACGGCGAUACGGCUGGGCUGACCCGCGAGGAGCUGUUGGCGCGCCAGCCCGCCAAGUUCGAGAAGAUGCUGCCAGGGAACCCGAAGCCUGACCAGUACAGGAUUGCCAGCAUCAGCCCGUACAAGAUCCACCAGCGCAUAGCCGAGAAAAUGCGAGUGGGGAGAUUCUUGUUGGCGGCUGAUGCUGCACAUCUCUGCAAUCCUUUUGGCGGGAUGGGGCUCAUGGGCGGGAUUGUGGAUGUUGGUGGUCUGUAUGAUUGUUUGGUGGGCAUCCAUGAGGGGAAGGCAGACGACACGAUUCUCGACAAGUACAAUGAUAUUCGGCGGCAGAAAUGGUUUGACUUCAGCGACCCCAUCUCUUGUGAGAAUCUGCGGAGGCUGUGGAAGGAUCCGGAAACCAUUGGCGAUGAGGAUGAGUUCCUCCUUGCCUUGAAGAGAACUGCUGUGGAUCCCGAGUUCUCGAACGAGUUCCAAAAGGGAAUAUACGCUCUUCAGCAUGACUUCACUCAAUAUUACCGAGAGGAGAAGCCUGUGGCGGAAGUGGCGAGAACAGACGCCAAGGUUGAUUCUGGACCAGCAGCAGAUUACGUCAGGAUCAUGGCUGCUGUGAGAUGA